Messenger RNA from Galeopterus variegatus (Sunda flying lemur), 819 nucleotides. Its product is annotated as rap1 GTPase-activating protein 1-like. Gene Ontology annotation, molecular function: GTPase activator activity. The annotation marks the transcript as partial. The transcript is spliced from 7 exons. Gene Ontology annotation, cellular component: membrane; cytoplasm. The record is from RefSeq and is a predicted model, not a curated record. NCBI's taxonomy places the organism in Eukaryota, Metazoa, Chordata, Mammalia, Dermoptera, Cynocephalidae. Gene Ontology annotation, biological process: regulation of small GTPase mediated signal transduction; activation of GTPase activity.
AUGAAUGGCCACUUGAAAACACGGUCUUUUCACCCAUCAUCCCUCCCACAGGCUUCCCGGCUCAUCGUCACCUUCGACGAGCAUGUCAUCAGCAAUAACUUCAAAUUUGGAGUCAUUUAUCAGAAGCUGGGGCAGACCUCUGAGGAAGAGCUCUUUAGCACCAAUGAGGAAAGCCCUGCCUUUGUGGAGUUCCUUGAAUUUCUUGGCCAGAAAGUCAAACUGCAGGACUUUAAGGGGUUCCGAGGAGGCCUGGAUGUGACCCACGGGCAGACGGGGACCGAGUCUGUGUACUGCAACUUCCGCAACAAGGAGAUCAUGUUUCACGUGUCCACCAAGCUGCCCUACACAGAAGGGGACACCCAGCAGUUGCAGCGAAAGCGGCACAUCGGGAAUGACAUCGUAGCUGUGGUCUUCCAGGAUGAAAACACGCCCUUCGUGCCUGACAUGAUUGCAUCCAACUUCCUGCAUGCCUACGUGGUCGUGCAGGCCGAGGGCGGGGGCCCCGACGGCCCCCUCUACAAGGUCUCUGUCACUGCGAGAGAUGACGUGCCCUUCUUUGGCCCCCCCCUGCCGGACCCCGCUGUGUUCAGAAAGGGGCCUGAGUUCCAGGAAUUUUUGCUGACAAAGCUGAUCAAUGCUGAAUAUGCCUGCUACAAGGCAGAGAAGUUUGCCAAACUGGAGGAGCGGACACGGGCCGCCCUCCUGGAGACGCUCUAUGAGGAGCUGCACGUCCACAGCCAGUCCAUGAUGGGCCUGGGCGGCGACGAGGACAAGAUGGAGAACGGCGGCGGCGGGGGCGGCUUCUUUGAGUCUUUCAAG